Messenger RNA from Pectinophora gossypiella (pink bollworm), 2069 nucleotides. RefSeq lists its product as uncharacterized. Bases 128 to 583 code for a protein of 151 amino acids. The record is from RefSeq and is a predicted model, not a curated record. The transcript has 4 exons. Lineage: Eukaryota; Metazoa; Arthropoda; Insecta; Lepidoptera; Gelechiidae.
UUAAAGCUACCGAUUGCAUUUUAUCUAGUUUAUUUAAAGCAGCAGCACUACAUGGUUCCAGCAAAAAAGAUCCAUAAUCAAUCACACUCCUGAUUAGUGCAUUAUAAAUGAUUCUCAGAGAAGUAGGAUGAGCGCCCCACCAUACACCUCUGAGGCAUUUAAUAAUAUUAAGAUUCCGUUCACAUUUAGCCUCAAUAUAAUUGCAAUGUGGGAUACCAGGGGAGAUCUCAUACGAGAAAAAAGCACUACAUUGCUUUUGGAAACGGAUAAUUCUAAGCCAUUAUCAUUCAGCCAACCCUUCAAUAUACCAAGAGAUGUUACAUGGAAAAAGGUUUUUUAUCAGCAGCACUUCUACAAUUCCACUGUAGGAGUACCUGAUCCAUUAUUGGGAUUGAUAGACACAGUGUUUUCAAUUAGUUGGGCAACGUGGGACGGUAUAGAAUUGGUGGGAAUUAAACUGGAUUUAAACAAAAGCUCAAUAAGAGACAAAAUUAAUUUCGCUAUGGGUUGGUUUGAUUUAUCAUUUUCUGAGUUAUCAUUUUUCAGAGCAGAACCAUUUGGUGAAGAUAGAGGUAUAUCAUAAUCUUUUAUUAGAGAUGCAUGUGCAGCCCGGUCAUACCCAGCCGAAGGCGUAGGAGGAGCACGAGGCUUAAGGAAAACUGUUUUUUUAUAUGAGCUGGAAGAUGGGGACAAUCGAGCUGCUGGGUUAGCAGCCUCAUCUUGAGAUUGUUUAUGUUGCGAAGUUCUAAGAACGUCAGCAAAAGAUUUGGAGACAACGGGGUGUAAUUUGGAAGCCUCUAAAUAUGAGAUGCAGUUUUGAGCCAUUGACACUUUGAUAUUUUUUUGUCGGGAAAAUUCAGGACAAGCCUUACUAGUGGCAAAAUGAUAACCAGAACAAAGACAGCAUGAUCCAUCCUCUUGUUCUACUGAACAAGAUUCGGCAGUGUGACCUUGCCCACAUUUAUAACAGCGAGGCUUGGAGCGGCAUUGAGCCUUUGUAUGACCAAAACGGCAGCAGCUGUAACAUUGAAUGGUUGGAUAAAUGUACAAGUCGACAGUCAAUGGAGUAUAGCACAUAAACACACGUUUUGGUAGUACUUGUCCAUCGAAAGUUAAAACAACUGUUUCAGUGUUAGUAAAUUCUGGAGACCCAUUUAUAAUUUUUUUACUUUUAAUUCUCCUAGCUUUAAGAACUUUCCCACAUCCAAUGGGGACACUCACAUUAUCCAAAAUCUCAUCCUCAGGCCAGUCAGCAGGGACACCCCUGACAACACCCAUCCGUGUGAUAAUAAAGGUUGGAAUGAAAGCUCUCAAACUAUGGCUGGCAAGGCAAGGAUUUUCAAUAAAAGCGUUAGCAUCAGAAUAUGUGGAAAAGGCCAUGGAUAGUCUAUUUCUGCCGAUCCGUUUCAAGCUACCGUUCACUAUGUUUUUAAUCAUAUUUUUCUUUAGAACGCUGCCAAACUGAAUGGGAUGCAGUGAAACAGGAUCGUCAGGAGUAGACUGCUCCUUUUGAAUGUGCACCACAUAGGGUGCUAGGUCGGAAGAAACAUAUUUCCUACCAACUUGCUGUUGCUGCUGGGUUUGCUGAUUAGUUACUGUGACUGUUGGUGGUGGAGGUGGAGGAUCAGGUAUUGUUGAUAAAAGAGAAUUGUCUUCGUCAGAAUUGCAAUUGCACUUGUCUACACCCGAAACGUUUUUACUAUUUUUACUUUUGCGCUUUUUGUUGCAAUGUUUGCAAAUCUUUCUCAAGGGUCUUACACGUUUUCUGACUUGAGAGGAGCACCCGUCCUCCGUAUCCAUUGACGAAGUAUCGUCAACAAUAACUUCCAUCCCUACAUGAGGGACACGAUGACGAUCCCGGCCGCCACCGGGGUCGUCGGGGGGAUCAACCCCCAUAGUAAAAAGAAAAACUCACUUACCACUACACAGCAGCAAGUAUUUUAGAAGAAUAUAUAUAAAUAUGAAUUAACAGAUAAAAUAAUACAGAAAUACUCCACUGAACCCACACGAAAUCAAUUAAAUUAAAUUUUCACUAAAAAACACGACCGCCAAUUUCGGAAGUUUCCCGC